Carassius auratus (goldfish) is the source of this 2895-nucleotide messenger RNA. Its product is annotated as uracil nucleotide/cysteinyl leukotriene receptor-like. Gene Ontology annotation, cellular component: plasma membrane. Gene Ontology annotation, molecular function: G protein-coupled receptor activity. Gene Ontology annotation, biological process: positive regulation of Rho protein signal transduction; phospholipase C-activating G protein-coupled receptor signaling pathway. Lineage: Eukaryota; Metazoa; Chordata; Actinopteri; Cypriniformes; Cyprinidae. The record is from RefSeq and is a predicted model, not a curated record. The coding region runs from base 1711 to 2655 and encodes 314 amino acids. The transcript has 2 exons.
GAUGGCGAUUUUAGCGGUGAUCACAGAAGCAGCUUUAUUGAUUAGAUGCGCAUGAUCAUAUCGUUAGAUAUAUCGCCCAGCGAUUUCUGUUAAAGUCUAAGGCCAUCAUCCAUUACUCAAUGUUUAAAACUUGAAUCUCUGCAAAUCAUGAACAUUUAGAAAGAUAAACGUAAAAAAAGACUUAACUGCAGAGAGCAGACUCUUGAUCAAAGAUUUUACAGAGCACUUCAUUUGAAAAGAAUAUUUAUUUUUCAAACAAGUAUUCAAGUCCACAGUUAAAGCAUGUAAACAAUGUUUUGCUCAUUUGUAUACUCUAAAUGAUUGUAGAUUAUUUUCAUUUUUUGUAAGUUGACAUAUGAGCGAUAAUACGUAAAAAGUACUGUAGGUUUAUUAACCAUUAAUGUAAAUUGACAAACAUUGUGUCCUAUUUGUUGUUCUUUUUUUUUCUCUCAUGCACUGCCAAUGUCUUUAAGAUUUAUUGUUAUAAAUUGACAACAGUUUUACAAUGAACAGUUGUCUGUCUUUUCAGUAGUUGUGCCUGUUUGCCAAAGUUUGUAAUUUACAUCCUUACAACUGACUAUAUAUACUGUGUUAAACACUCUGUACAUUUAUGGAUAGGUUAUACCUAACAACAUACUUGUCAAAAACCCUUUAUUUACUCAUGCAGUCUAUUGUAGUGAUUGAUAAAAUUGCUCUCUACUUCACAUGUACAUACUGUAACAUCUCUAUUUUAGAGUUUGUCUUUAGUUUUGUUAACAUUGAACCAAAGUUUGUUUCUAUGCAUGCCUAUACAAAAUUGUAGAAGGAGAUAAUGUAAUAGAAAAAAAUCAUGCUUGCACAGACAGAUUUUGUAAAUAAAUGUCUUUGGUUUUGUAUAGCUUUAAUUGCAGGAGCAAUCUGUGCAAAAGAGUAGGUAUUAAAACAGUAAAGUUCUGCAUGCUUGUCGUUCACACGGCUGUGGUUUCUCUACUGCAGCACUGCAAGCCCUUCUAUUAAACAUUUUGGCAGAUAGUUCAGCUGACUUGUGUGUUUUUUUAUCCUAUAUAUUUUCGUUUACACUUACAUAGUAAUGACAUCCAGUAUACAUGUUGUGAAGUGUAAUGCACCAAUCCAAAAACUUGGACCAGCUUUUUUUGUAUGUAUGUAAUGUGUGCUGUUGUCAAAAGGUUUCUACACUGAAGAAUCUGAAACAUAAAAGUUUUUAAGAUUUAAUAGAUGUGAUUUGAUGAAAUCUAUUCAGAACAUUAUUAUGCCUCCAUUUGUGUUAUAGUUUAUAGUUUAAAGGGUAGUAAUAAUAGAGAAAACGUACAAUAGGCAUGUCCAAACUUCUGAAAAGUAAUGCAUAAAUGAUCAGCUUUCUUACCGUUAGUUUAGAACUUAAUAAACCAUAGCAUAUAGUGGAUUUGCACACAAAUAGCUUUAACUUUAUUGUGGAUUUGAAUAAUGCCAGCUUUGUCUGGGGAAGAAAAAGUAAUGCAGAUGUAAUGAAGACAGGUAAAGAGACCAGCAGAGGGAGGUGUGUUUUAAUGGGGAUGUAGAAGGGCUUAUUCAUUUUAGUGUGAUACCUCCUACAAAAAGACAAAGCAUAUGAGGAAAGCACACACAACAUUCAGAUAGCCAAAGGAGGUGCACAUCAUUGAGUCAAUGUGCUGAUUUCUGAGGAAGACUCCAAACCUACUUAAGCUCAGUCUCAUAGGAAAGACCUGCGCUAUGUCGAAUCACUCUGUGGAGGGGAUUUACCUCAGCUCUCAUGUGGAGAACAUCCUGUUCUUGGCCUUCUACAUUGUCAUCUUCAUCCUCUCAGUCCCGAGCAAUGCCCUGGCACUUUGGGUGUUCUGUCACCGCAACACCAACAACACGCCUUCCAAAGAGUUUCUGAAGCACCUGGCUUUAGCGGACAUGUCUUACAUCUUGGUGCUCCCGAUGCGAGUGAUCUACCACAUGUCUGGCGGUCACUGGCCUCUUGGGGAAGGGGCCUGUCGUGUGGCUGGUUUCCUUUUCUUCGUCAAUCUCUACUGCAGCAUGUAUUUUAUGACUUGCAUCAGUGUAGACCGUCUGCUGGCUUGCGUCUUACCACUUAAAACCCAGAAUCUGAGAAGUAUCAGGAAUGCCAAAGUGGUCUGUGCAAUCCUGUGGGUCAUGGUGAUUGUUUCCAUGUUGCCUGUCCUGUUCUCUAAAAAAGAAGUGACCAGACAAAUGCAGAACGUGACAGUGUGUGAACAGCUGUACAUAGAGAAGUCCUCCAGUCCCACCGGUGCAUUGGUGUCCACUGCUAUUGCAUUUGUGAUACCUUUGGUCACCCUGAGUUUUUCUUACAUUCUUAUAUUUGCCAAAGUAAAACAGUUGAGUUUUCAAGAAAGGACGGCUGCUCAGCGUAAGGCAAUAAGAAUGAUCGUACUAACAGUGGUUAACUUCUUGAUCGCAUUUGUGCCCUAUCAUAUCCACCGAUUUGUAUUUAUUCUACAACAUGAUGACAUGUCAAGGUCAGAAUCCGAAAGGCACAUGUUGCAUUUAGGAAAUCGCAUCACCUCAGCUUUAACAUGCAUAAAUGGUGUGUUGGAUCCUGUCAUGUACUUCUUUCUGGCGAGAAAUUAUCAAGAAACCCUGCUGCUGCUUUGUGGUAUAAACCCUAAAGAUGAGCAAUCCAAUACUUGAUCGGAUGACAAUAUCUCAUAUGGCAGACUUGAAUGACACUGACUAGGUCUUUGUGUUUAUUUAUAACUUUUUUUUUCUGCCAACAUUCAUCAUUUAUCGAUUAAUUUAUCAUAUAUCAUUUUUUUGUAUAAACUUUUAGUUGUUCAAAAUGUGAGCAAAUAAAAUAUUCUUCCAAAAUCUCAUAUCUCUCAAGGUCACCAUAAACACAUUUUACACACCAGCACUCUUAACAAAAGUUAU